GCUACUCGCAUUGCGUUCAAGGCUCUUGGCCGCAACAGGGGUGUUGGCUAUGACCUGAUCCCAGCAGAGCUUUCCCAGGCAGGUGGCGAUGCGCUCGCCUGCAAGUUUGCGACUGUCAACCUGCGCGUGCUGCAGAACGGCUCACGGCCGAAGCAGUGGCGAG
Molecule: messenger RNA, 163 nt
Organism: Prorocentrum cordatum
Lineage: Eukaryota; Dinophyceae; Prorocentrales; Prorocentraceae
Source: the annotation of a GenBank genome assembly